Molecule: messenger RNA, 2727 nt
Organism: Pristis pectinata (smalltooth sawfish)
Lineage: Eukaryota; Metazoa; Chordata; Chondrichthyes; Rhinopristiformes; Pristidae
Product: dentin sialophosphoprotein-like
Exons: 6
Coding region: 45-2525 (826 amino acids)
Biological process (GO): odontoblast differentiation; dentinogenesis
Cellular component (GO): cytoplasm; nucleus
Molecular function (GO): collagen binding
Source: RefSeq, a predicted model, not a curated record
AUCUCAUUGGCCAAAGGUUCAGAGAGAGAAAGAAGCAGAAGACCAUGAAGGUUUUGCUCUUCCUCGCCCUGCUGGGGCUGCUGGCUGUGGGCCACUGUAGACACAUCAGCCAUGCUUUGGCACGGCGCAGCGCUGAUAGUGACAGCGAUGAGUGGAACGGAAAUGGCGGUGACAGUGAUGACAACAAUGGGUACGGAUACGGCAGCAGAUACGGCAAUGGUUACGGGUACGGCAAUGGCUACGGCAACGGCUAUGGCUACGGCAACGGCUAUGGCCACGGCCACGGCUAUGGCUACGACAAUGGCUACAACAACGGGUACGGCAACGGGUACGGCAACGGGUACGGCAACGGGUACGGCAACGGAUACGGCAAUGGGUACGGUGAUGACAGCAGCGACAGUGAAGACAACGGCUACGGUGACGACAGCGGAGACAGUGACAGCAACGAGCCCAAUGGGAAUGGGGCUGCAAAUGGACAUGGCAAUGGAGUCGGAAACGGAGACUGGAAUGGAAAUGGGUACGGUGCUGGGACCGGCCACGGGAACGGCAACGGCAACGGCAACGGAGACUGGAACGGGAACGGAAACGGGAACGGAGACUGGAACGGGAACGGAGACUGGAACGGGAACGGAAACGGGAACGGAGACUGGAACGGGAACGGAGACUGGAACGGGAACGGAAACGGGAACGGAGACUGGAACGGGAACGGACACGACAAUGGGAACGGGCACGGAAACGGGAACGGAGACUGGAACGGGAACGGACACGACAAUGGGAACGGGCACGGAAACGGAGACGGCAACGGGCACGGAAACGGAGGCGGGAACGGACACGGAAACGGAAUCGAGAAUGGAGCUGCCAACGGAAUUAUGAACGGAAACGGAAAAGGCAAUGGGAACGGAGGCACUGGAGAGGCUGAUUCUAGUGAUUCCAGUGAUAGCAGCGAUUCCAGUGAUAGCAGCGAUUCCAGUGACUCCAGUGACUCCAGUGAUUCCAGCGACAGCAGUGAUUCUGACGACUCCAGUGAUAGCAGUGAUUCGAGUGACAGCAGUGACUCUGAUGACUCCAGUGAUAGCAGCGAUUCCAGUGACUCCAGUGAUUCCAGUGACAGCAGUGACUCUGAUGACUCCAGUGACAGCAGUGAUUCUGGCGACUCAAGUGACAGCAGUGACUCUGAUGACUCCAGUGACAGCAGUGAUUCUGGCGACUCAAGUGACAGCAGUGACUCUGAUGACUCCAGUGAUAGCAGCGAUUCCAGUGACUCCAGUGAUUCCAGUGACAGCAGUGACUCUGAUGACUCCAGUGACAGCAGUGAUUCUGGUGACUCAAGUGAUAGCAGUGACUCUGAUGACUCCAGCGAUAGCAGUGACUCUGAUGACUCCAGUGAUAGCAGUGAUUCUGGCGACUCAAGUGAUAGCAGUGAUUCGGAUGACUCCAGUGAUUCUGGUGAUAGUAGUGACUCCAGUGACAGCAGUGACUCCAGUGAUUCCAGCGACUCUAGUGAUUCUGAUGACAGCAGUGAUUCCAGUGACAGCAAAGAUUCAAGUGAAUCCGGUGACUCAAGUGAAAGCAGUGACUCAAGUGAUUCAAGUGACUCAAAUGGUUCCAGUGACUCCAGCGAUAGCAGUGAAUCUGAUUCCAGUGAUUCCAGUGAUUCCAGUGACUCCAGUGACUCCAGUGACUCCAGUGACAAGGCUGAUUCUAGUGAUUCCAGUGAUAGCAGCGAUUCCAGUGAUAGCAGCGAUUCCAGUGACUCCAGUGACUCCAGUGAUUCCAGCGACAGCAGUGAUUCUGACGACUCCAGUGAUAGCAGUGAUUCGAGUGACAGCAGUGACUCUGAUGACUCCAGUGAUAGCAGCGAUUCCAGUGACUCCAGUGAUUCCAGUGACAGCAGUGACUCUGAUGACUCCAGUGACAGCAGUGAUUCUGGCGACUCAAGUGACAGCAGUGACUCUGAUGACUCCAGUGACAGCAGUGAUUCUGGCGACUCAAGUGACAGCAGUGACUCUGAUGACUCCAGUGAUAGCAGCGAUUCCAGUGACUCCAGUGAUUCCAGUGACAGCAGUGACUCUGAUGACUCCAGUGACAGCAGUGAUUCUGGUGACUCAAGUGAUAGCAGUGACUCUGAUGACUCCAGCGAUAGCAGUGACUCUGAUGACUCCAGUGAUAGCAGUGAUUCUGGCGACUCAAGUGAUAGCAGUGAUUCGGAUGACUCCAGUGAUUCUGGUGAUAGUAGUGACUCCAGUGACAGCAGUGACUCCAGUGAUUCCAGCGACUCUAGUGAUUCUGAUGACAGCAGUGAUUCCAGUGACAGCAAAGAUUCAAGUGAAUCCGGUGACUCAAGUGAAAGCAGUGACUCAAGUGAUUCAAGUGACUCAAAUGGUUCCAGUGACUCCAGCGAUAGCAGUGAAUCUGAUUCCAGUGAUUCCAGUGAUUCCAGUGACUCCAGUGACUCCAGUGACUCCAGUGACAGUAGUAAUUCAGGUAAAGCGAAAAAGGGAAAACAGUCAGGCGGCAAGAACUGAGGGCAGGUGAGCUGGCGAGAGCCCGGCCCCCCGUGGAAAUCACCGCCGCUCCUGUGUGCAGUUGUUAAUAGUUUGUGGUCGUCGUGUUGACUAGAAGCUUUACUGUUUGCUUCAUGUCUGUCUGUGCAGGGAACCCGUGCACUCCCUGCCAACGUUGUGGAUCUUCAGUCUGUGUCAGAUGCAAUAAAUCAAUGUUGUGUGA